Molecule: messenger RNA, 1983 nt
Organism: Angiostrongylus costaricensis
Lineage: Eukaryota; Metazoa; Nematoda; Chromadorea; Rhabditida; Metastrongylidae
Source: the annotation of a GenBank genome assembly
AUGUAUUCUCUAACUCUUUUGGUUAAAGAUCCAAUGAUUCCUAAUCGAUUUCUCAAAGCGCUAAGGUGCUAUGAACUGAAAGUGUUGGUAAUUUCGCAACUUAGCUACGUUCCUAUUACUUGUACCAUGUUAUCAACUGCGUUUUAUGAACCUAAUCAGACUACUUGUAUUUCUCUUAACUUGGCGAAAAAUGGAUCAAGCAGAGAGCCACAAGAGCAGUUCUGGGUUUUGGAAAGUUGUCGUUGGUUGGCUGGUGUCCAUUGUGCAACAAAGGCACGUCACACUGCUAUUCAAGUUAUGUUAUAUCGUUCAAGGGAAUUACGAUUGGCAGUGGUGGCAAAUACUUGGAUUCUCCGAGCCGGUUAUCUCUAUGCCAAGUUCGAAGCAUUUAUUGAGAAAGUACACGUAUUCAGACCUUUUCAGACACUCGUCAGUCUGCAUUCCGCUUCUAUCGCUGUGUUACUGCUUCAUAUCGUCUUCUUUGGUGUCAUUUGGUACUUAAUCGCUUAUGAUCUACAAUACCACUUCAGAUUCUACUUCAAUGCGGAUGCCUUGCCAGGAAAUCGUUAUGUGAACAUGGUUCUUAUGGGUGCAUCGAAAUUCGUCAUGGGCUUGAUGCCCUUUGCCGUCUCGUCAUGGGUAGGACGUCGUCCGAUAAUGUUGUUCUCUGUUGUGAUAGCCAGUGCUGGGGCUUGGUUUGCGCUGACUAGUCAACUGCUUGCUGUUUCGUCUGGACACUGGUCUUUGACAGCAGUAUCACUGGUUGUCUCAGCAGCACUUGAUCCUGCGUGGAAGAUAAACCACCUUUAUUCUGCUGAACUUUUCCCAACCGUCGUACGGAAUAUGGCGCGCGCCAUAUGUAACGUCGGUUCCAGAUUCGGAUCAGUUGUUGCGCCAAUGGUGGUUCACUUACGUGCCGUACAUUAUCUGUUACCGUAUCUCGCGUUCGCGUUGUUUCUCACUGUGCAAGUCCUCGUUGUGGCAGUGUUUUUGCCAGAAACCAAGGAUCGACCACUUCCUCAAGAGCUACCUGAAACGAGCACUAACCGGCAGGAUGAACAGAUGAUGGAGCAGAAUCCGAACGUGCAGAACUCUAUAUAUACCGGUCUCUACGAUGGACGACUUGUUCAUAUAAAGAAUGGCAAGAUAAUUGAGGAAGUGCGACUCACUAAGGCAGAGCGAUGUGGUUCUAUUGAUAGUGAGCCAAUUUGUGGACGUCCCCUAGGAAUCCGUCGCCUUAAUGAGCAUGAGAUGGUCGUCGCCGAUGCAUAUUUUGGAGUUUUCGUCGUUAAUUUAAGCAAGGGAACAUUCAGACACGUUGUGAAGAGCAACACACCUAUCGAAGGUCGUUUCAUGCGAUUUUUAAAUGAUAUUGAGGUCCUGAAUGAGGACGAGAUCAUAUUCACAGACAGCUCAUCGAAGUGGGAUCGUCGUCAUCUAUUUAAUAUAUUUUUAGAAUCUGAACCAAAUGGAAGAUUGAAUUUGCAAACAAAUGAAGUUACACCAUUCGCCAUUAAUCUACCCGGUUUUCCGGAUAACAUUCGGAGAGGUGCCAAUGGUACACUGUGGGUCGGAAUGGCAGUCUCGAAACUCACCAGCGAAAUGAUUAUUGAGGGAGAACAAAAGAAUAACUCUUAUAAAGGCUGUUAUUCGACCGGUAUUAUUGACAGAUCGAAUUCUUCAGGUGUACGUCAUAUCGAUUCUCCUUCUCUAAUCGAUGCAUUGGGUUCCUAUACACUUUUUAGACAGAUUUUGCUUGAUGUUGUUCCAUCACAUUGGUGGAUAAAAUAUCUACAUAUGGUACGGCCUGCUCAUGCGAUCAUCAUACAGUUGGAUGCUCAGGGUGAAAUCACGCAAUCGUUGCACGACACCAAAGGCACACACAUUCAAGACGUCUCUCAAGUAUCGCAAGCGGAUGAUUACUUAUACCUUGGUAGCUUCCACAGUAAGUAUAUCGCCAAACUGCACUAUUCUGACAUGUAA